AUGUUCCGGGAGGAUGAUGAGAUUAGCGUCUCCAGACUCAUGAGUCUAUGGGUUCAUGAAGGAUUCGUGAAACCGGUUGCUGGUAAAAGCUUGGAAACAACUGCGAGAGUAGUGUACUUUAAUGAUCUCGUCCUCAAAAACCUAGUCGUGGUUCGUGGGUGGGGCUGCCGCAUCCACGAUCUAUUGAGGGACCUAUGCAUAAAGGAAGCCGAGAAAUAUAAAUUCUUCCGCACAACACACAACCACCCUGACCACGACCAAAGCUGGUGUGCCCAACGCCGUAUCAGCAUUCAUCAAGCCGCAUCAGAGAGGAAAUACACCCUUUCUCUAGAUGUUUUAGCAAGCCCACUCCCUAAAGCUGUGCAAUCCGCAUCACGUGCGCGAACUCUGAUAUUAGACUUUGAUCAAACUUUACCAUCUUUUGUUCCUUUUAGAUUGUUGAGGGUUCUGCAUGGAUACAGAAUAGGAGGAGAAUUUUGUCAUAUGGUCAACUUGCGCCACCUGAGGUUCAAACCUAUUAAACGGCAGGAGCUUGAAUUUUCUCCGGAAUUUUACCUACUCUGGAAUUUACAGACGUUAGAAAUAUAUAAUUCUUAUCGUAGGGGCGGUUAUGCUGCGGUGCUGGACAUCUGGCGGAUGACCCAACUCAGGUACGUCAUGAUAGGCAGGUUCCAGCUCACGGAUCCUCAUCCGAAAGAAUUCGAAAAUGGUUGGAUGGUGUUGGAGAAUCUAGAGACGCUACAGGGAGUAUGUAACUUGCGGUGGAGUGAAGAAGUGGUUGAGAGAAUCCCCAAUAUCAAGAAUCUGGAAAUAGAAUACGAUGAAUUAUUAACGGCCGCUGAUUAUGAUCUCGACAAUCUCUGCCGACUACAUAAGCUAGUGUCUCUUCAUUUCUGUAUUUUUUCUAGGAAAAGUGAGGUGAUGAUGAGGAUCACAUUUCCGGUUUCGCUCAGGUGGCUGACUCUUAACGGCACGAGGCUGGGGUGGGAGGAGAUGGGGACAACGAUACGCUCCUUGCCACAUCUCGAAGGCCUCAAGAUAUGGAGUAAUGCGUUCGUGGGGCCCGAAUGGGUAACAGCCGAUGGCGAAUUCCAAAGCCUGAGAUACUUGCAAAUUAGUAGGUGCUCUGAUCUGGAACAGUGGUGGGUGGAGGCCACGCACUUUCCGAGACUCGAGAGCCUGUGCUCUGAUCUGGAACAGUGGUGGGUGGAGGCCACGCACUUUCCGAGACUCGAGAGCCUCCAAAUAUUGUGUCUAGAUAAGCUGAUUGAGAUCCCAUUGGGAAUUGGAUAUAUAAACACGCUUAUGGAGAUCGACAUGGUUUAUUGUUCAGACUCUGCCGUGCUUUCUGCAAAGAAGAUAUUAGAGAAACAACAGGAAUGCUUUGGGGAAGUGGAGCUUCAGAUUGAAGUUUCUCUAGGUUCUUUUGUUAAAGGGAUUGAGUGCGCCUUGCUUUCUUCUUUCUUGCUUUUGCUUGAGCUACCUGAGUUGACGGCAGAAGAAGCAAUCGGGAGGGAAAGAGUCCAAGCGAUUAGCCCCAGACAGACAAAAUGUGGUUACUUGAAGCAGCCACAUACAGCGUAUAUAAGAGAACUGCUGCGGUCCCGCAAAUUGCAUAAAAGAAGAAAGGUCUUUGCGGAUCGUACCGUAGAAAGCACUACUUCCGACUUGAAUCACCUAGUUGUUUGUCUUUUUUUGGUUAUUGGUACGGUGUUCAGUGUACCGUAG
Striga asiatica is the source of this 1728-nucleotide messenger RNA. The record is from the annotation of a GenBank genome assembly. Lineage: Eukaryota; Viridiplantae; Streptophyta; Magnoliopsida; Lamiales; Orobanchaceae.